This is a messenger RNA of Carica papaya (papaya), 1247 nucleotides long. Its product is annotated as target of rapamycin complex subunit LST8. Gene Ontology annotation, biological process: regulation of actin cytoskeleton organization; TOR signaling. The record is from RefSeq and is a predicted model, not a curated record. Gene Ontology annotation, cellular component: TORC2 complex; TORC1 complex. Gene Ontology annotation, molecular function: protein binding. Lineage: Eukaryota; Viridiplantae; Streptophyta; Magnoliopsida; Brassicales; Caricaceae.
UUUUUUAACUUUCGACCCUCAGCAGCUCUUCUAAACUCCUCAGUUUCACAGUAAUGGCUUCCCCUUUAAUGAUUUUCACAUGAUUAUCAGUUGUGAUGAAAUUGAGGGCUGAAUGUUGAUUGGGAAGAAAUAACAAUGACGCAACCGUUGGUGAUACUCGCAACUGCCAGCUAUGAUCACACCAUUCGCUUUUGGGAAGCCAAGAGUGGACGUUGUUAUCGUACAAUUCAAUAUCCAGACUCUCAAGUUAAUCGACUUGAGAUAACCCCACAUAAAAGGUUCCUGGCAGCAGCAGGCAAUCCUCAUAUCCGUCUGUUUGAUAUUAACUCCAGUAGUCCUCAGCCGGUGAUGAGCUAUGAUUCUCAUACUAGUAACGUUAUGGCAGUGGGCUUUCAGUGUGAUGGAAACUGGAUGUAUUCAGGAUCUGAAGAUGGCACAGUGAGAAUUUGGGACUUGAGGGCUCCAGGCUGUCAAAGGGAGUACGAAAGUCGUGCUGCUGUUAACACUGUUGUCUUACACCCAAAUCAGACAGAGCUGAUAUCUGGAGACCAAAAUGGUAAUAUUCGUGUGUGGGACUUGACAGCAAAUUCAUGCAGCUGUGAAUUGGUGCCUGAAGUGGAUACAGCAGUAAGAUCUCUGACAGUUAUGUGGGAUGGCAGUUUGGUAGUUGCUGCAAAUAAUCGUGGAACAUGUUAUGUUUGGCGUUUGUUGCGUGGGACUCAGACAAUGACCAACUUUGAGCCCCUUCAUAAACUGCAAGCACAUAAUGGAUACAUCCUCAAAUGUCUUCUUUCGCCAGAGUUAUGUGAACCACAUAGAUAUCUCGCCACUGCAUCUUCUGACCACACAGUGAAGAUAUGGAACGUUGAUGGUUUCACGUUAGAUAAAACACUAACAGGACAUCAGCGCUGGGUAUGGGACUGUGUUUUCUCAGUUGAUGGAGCCUAUCUCAUAACAGCUUCUUCGGAUACAACAGCGAGGCUGUGGUCGUUGUCGACAGGUGAAGAUAUCAAGAUAUAUCAAGGGCAUCACAAAGCAACUAUUUGUUGUGCGCUUCAUGAUGGCGCCGAGCCGUCAUCUUGAAAUUUAGUGCAGAUGCUGUCUUGAUUUUGUUGAUCUUGCCUUCCAUCCUCCUAGUGUUACACAGGGAUGAAGGAAGCCAAUCUUUUAGUGUUGUGAUUACCAACUCUCUUGUAUAAUUUGUUCUGUAACUUUUUAAUUUAAUUAUAAUUUCUAUAUUUAAUACA